AUGGCCGCCAUGAUGCCUAGCGGAACAUCUUCCGCGAACCCCUACGAACACUACGAUCAUGAUCCGCUCGAAGAUGAUCUUAUCGACCCAGAUGAUGAAGCUGCUUUGGACCUCGAAGACCCUCUCGCAUCGUCCUCCGACCGAGCACCCCUGACAGGCAACAUCCAACAACCAUCAGCUCGCGCGCAAAACACCCAAUCUUACCUGAACGAUACCAUUGGCGGCGAGGACCGUAGAGCACCUCAAAACACUAUCGAUGAGAGCGUUUGGGAAACCCUGUCACGAGACUUGCUCGCCAUUUGGGAGAAGAUGCGCCAAGUGCUUUAUCCCAAAUAUCUCCUAGGUGGUCUGCUCCAACGCGGCGGAGGUAUGGGAGGUGCAGAAAGAGCUGAGGGAGACAGUCUCAGCGGCGGUGGUUUGCAUGGGCUGGUAGGCAGAUGGCCAGAUGCAGAUACGGUUCUGCAGAGCGGCAUGAGUGAGGGCUUGAGGGACUGGGAUCUUUGGGGUCCUCUCGUCUUCUGCUUGCUCCUGAGUUUCCUUCUCUCACGCGGUGCACAAGACGAGCAGAAGUCGAUAGUUUUUUCUGGAGUCUUCGCUACCGUCUGGAUUGGAGAGGCUGUUGUCACACUUCAAAUCAAGCUUCUAGGCGGCAGCAUUUCGUUCUUCCAGUCAGUGUGCAUCAUAGGGUAUACUUUGUUCCCACUUGUCAUUGCAUCAAUGCUGAGCGCGAUCGGUCUGCCCAUGAUUGCCAGAAUCCCCGUGUACAUUGUGCUGGUCGCAUGGUCACUGGCUGCAGGUGUCAGCAUCCUUGGAGGCUCUGGUGUCGUCAAGAAUCGGGUCGGCAUUGCAGUCUUUCCUCUGCUGGUCUUCUACAUUGGCCUAGGAUGCUUGUGUUUCAUCAGCUAG
Aureobasidium melanogenum CBS 110374 is the source of this 906-nucleotide messenger RNA. RefSeq names its product Yip1-domain-containing protein. Lineage: Eukaryota; Fungi; Ascomycota; Dothideomycetes; Dothideales; Saccotheciaceae. The record is from RefSeq and is a predicted model, not a curated record. Gene Ontology annotation, cellular component: membrane; trans-Golgi network. Gene Ontology annotation, biological process: endoplasmic reticulum to Golgi vesicle-mediated transport. The coding region runs from base 1 to 906 and encodes 301 amino acids. The transcript has 4 exons.